This is a messenger RNA of Arabidopsis thaliana (thale cress), 2067 nucleotides long. It is a transcript of the gene NDT1, whose product is annotated as NAD+ transporter 1. The transcript is spliced from 9 exons. Bases 708 to 1646 code for a protein of 312 amino acids. Gene Ontology annotation, biological process: transmembrane transport; nucleotide transport. The record is from RefSeq and is marked reviewed. Gene Ontology annotation, cellular component: chloroplast membrane. Lineage: Eukaryota; Viridiplantae; Streptophyta; Magnoliopsida; Brassicales; Brassicaceae. Gene Ontology annotation, molecular function: NAD transmembrane transporter activity.
AAGCCGUAAUAUAUAGCGUGAAGGGAAGCUGUCUGGGUUAAUAGUUUUCAUCAAAAGGUGCCAAGGCUUUGUAUCAUGCGCAGGUGUGGUCCAUUGUGCCAACUGCCAACCCCGGCUCAUACAUCCAAAAGAAAAGAGUUUUUUAAAAUUAAAAUUAACUGAUAUCUAUUAAAAUUAAUUAAGUGAUAUAGUACUAUACUGUAUAGCAGAAAAUAUAAAAGAUGAUGGCACUUAUGGAAUGCUGAUGGGACCAGAAUUUGGUUGGUCUGAUUCGUCUGGCUGAGAAAGAAAGUAUAAUUUAUUUAUUUUUUUAGUAAACGAAAUUUGUUAUUAAAAAAAUAAGAGCCAAGUAAAAAAUAUUUUUAAAAUCGUAUAUAUUUUAUUAUUUAUUUUUAGCUUCCGGUAAACAAAAAAACACAGCCUUUGUUCUGUUUCUCUGCGAUUUCUUCGAUGUUCCUCUUCUUCGUUUUGAUUUUCAGAUUUGUUUAACUCGGUCGUUGCGUUGACUUCAAAUUUCUUAAAAGAGAGAGAGAGAGAGAGAGGAGAUAGUUCAGAAAAUCUGUCAGACUUGGGAUCUUUCUCGGCAAUGCGACGCUUGUUCGCCGCGAAAUCCCUCUCCCGAGAGGAUACAACCUUUUUGUCAUUCUCUUCUUCUUCGGUGACGCGUUUCCUCAAGGCUCUUCUUCCUCUCCGUUCAGAUCCAAGAGAUGUCCGCUAAUUCUCAUCCUCCUAAUUCCAAAAACGUCCUCUGUAAUGCAGCCGCCGGUGCCGCCGCCGGGGUUGUUGCGGCUACGUUUGUGUGUCCUCUUGAUGUUAUAAAAACGAGGUUUCAGGUUCAUGGGCUGCCUAAGCUCGGUGAUGCAAACAUCAAAGGUAGUCUAAUUGUUGGCAGUCUUGAGCAGAUCUUCAAGAGAGAAGGGAUGCGUGGCUUAUACCGCGGUCUUUCCCCUACUGUCAUGGCUCUUCUCUCCAAUUGGGCCAUUUAUUUUACAAUGUAUGACCAGCUCAAGAGCUUUCUUUGUUCAAAUGAUCACAAACUCAGCGUUGGAGCUAACGUAUUGGCUGCUUCGGGAGCUGGAGCUGCAACUACCAUUGCCACAAAUCCUCUUUGGGUCGUCAAGACUAGACUUCAGACACAAGGAAUGAGAGUGGGUAUAGUGCCAUACAAAAGCACAUUUUCUGCUUUAAGGAGAAUAGCUUAUGAGGAGGGAAUUCGCGGAUUGUACAGUGGUCUUGUCCCUGCACUAGCUGGUAUCAGUCAUGUUGCCAUUCAGUUUCCCACAUAUGAGAUGAUCAAAGUGUACUUGGCCAAGAAAGGUGAUAAAUCAGUCGAUAACCUCAAUGCUCGUGAUGUAGCAGUUGCCUCUUCGAUUGCAAAGAUAUUUGCAUCCACAUUAACUUACCCGCACGAGGUAGUACGAGCUAGGCUUCAAGAGCAAGGGCACCACAGUGAGAAACGUUACUCAGGAGUAAGAGAUUGCAUCAAGAAAGUGUUUGAGAAAGAUGGGUUCCCUGGUUUUUACAGAGGCUGCGCCACGAAUCUACUGAGAACAACUCCUGCAGCAGUUAUAACUUUCACUAGCUUCGAAAUGGUGCAUCGUUUCCUCGUCACUCAUAUACCUUCUGAGCAAAGCUCUAUACUUUAAAUCCGGUUUUUUUUUUUGAUGAUGAUGACGAUUAAAAGUUAUUUUUACACAGGUAAAAAAAAGUUUCCCCUUUUGGGAAAUGAUUCAAAAUAGAAGUUCUUUUCUGGUGACUUAUUAUGUCUCUCUGUUGGAGAAAUCAGAAUCUGAGAAUGGGUUGAAACUUGAGAGACCCAAAAAAGCAGAAUAUUUUAGUGUAAAAAACUGACUCUUUUAUUUCUCUGUUUUUUGGGCCUUCAUGUUACUGAAAGGAAACAUAUAUUAUCUUCAAGAAAUGAUUAUACUAUUAUUCUGGUUUUCAGAGUGUUAUGAAAUCUUUGGGCCUUAUGGAUUUGUGUAUAGCUUGUUAGAUCAUAGAUGAGCUUUGGAUCCAUGAUAUUAUAUAUAUAUCAAUUAAAUUAAAUUAAAAUGAAAAGGAAAAGGC